AUGACACCUCGAUAUCGGUCGAUUCCACACGAGACAGACUGGUUACUGCGACCUGGGAACAGUAACAACACUGCGCCAACAAAGUCGCGUUCCCACCGGAUCGCCGCCCAUCUGACCUCGGAAAUCAACCCUCACUAUGGAGAUCUACUGCUCUUGUUCUGCUAUGUCAUUACCGGUCUACUUGACAGUUCCGCAGUGUUUAUCUGGGGCUCCUUUGUGAGCAUGCAAACAGGCAACACCGUGUACCUGGGCCUGGGUCUGAUCGGAGUAGACGAGAGCACCCGCUGGAUCAAAGCCGGCGUCUCCAUUUUCAGCUUCUGCCUGGGGUCCUUCUGCUUUGCCUCUUUCCACCGGCGGUUUUCGUCGCGACAGCGCUGGGUGCUUUGUGCUUCAUUCACCGUCCAGAUGCUCUGUGUAGCAGUCGCGGCGACCAUCGUGACCGUUCACCGUCCAUCCAGAGACUCGGAAUUCGGUUGGAAAGUCCUCGCGCCUCAAGUUCUGGUCGCGUUCCAGAGUAGUGGACAGGCUGUGACGAGCCGCGUCCUGCAGUUUAAUGGGUUAACCAGUGUGGUGCUUACCAGUAUCUACUGUGAUUUCUUCUCCAACCCCAAGUUUCCGUCGCUUUCUGCGGUCGAGGAGAGGAGGCGCGCGGGCGCGAUUGGCUCUUUAGUCCUUGGAGCGGUUUUAGGAGGCCUCUGGGCUAAAAGCCCGAUUGGAUUGAUGGGAGCUUUGUGGACGGCAGUUCUAUUUAAGGGGCUGAUUGCCGUCGCCUGGCUGGGAUGGAAAGCACAGCAGGUUGAUGAUUGCGAGUGCACAUGA
Messenger RNA from Aspergillus thermomutatus, 819 nucleotides. RefSeq names its product YoaK family protein. The transcript has a single exon. The record is from RefSeq and is a predicted model, not a curated record. The coding region runs from base 1 to 819 and encodes 272 amino acids. NCBI's taxonomy places the organism in Eukaryota, Fungi, Ascomycota, Eurotiomycetes, Eurotiales, Aspergillaceae.